Messenger RNA from Fraxinus pennsylvanica, 303 nucleotides. The record is from the annotation of a GenBank genome assembly. Lineage: Eukaryota; Viridiplantae; Streptophyta; Magnoliopsida; Lamiales; Oleaceae.
AUGAAGGUCCUUAAUAAGAUGCCUCAAAGAGUUCGGUCAAAGGGAGCACAUAAUGCACAAGUGGACCAGAAGAUAGGAUAUGCUCCUGCUCCUGUCCUCAGAGUCGGCCAACCAGGUGAUGUUUGCUGUGUACAGGUGAUGGUUGGAUAUUCAGACUCACGUAAAGAUCCUGGCGGCUUUACUGCUGCAUGGGAACUUUACAAAGCUCAAGAAGAUGUUGUAGCUGCAUGCAAUGAAUACGGUAUAAAGGUUACUCUGUUCCAUGGGCGUGGAGGGAGUAUUGGAUGUGUCAGUAUUGUGUAA